AUGCCAGGUUCGCCGAUCCCGCCGAAUCUAAACCCUGCUCCACCGAGUUCUACCGGUGCAGCACAAUCCAUCGAGGCACCAUCCUCCGAUUGGACCUCCACUAUGAUCACCACCUCUGGAUCUGCCUCAGCUUCUACCAAUGCAUCCACCUCCACCUCCAAUAAGCGCCGCCGCGAUUCAAUGCAGCAAGACAUUGCCGGCCGUGAUUAUUACAAUAACUUGAAGCAAUCAGAGUUGAUUGAUCUGGUAGUCAAGCUCCAAGAACAGAAUCUGAUUCUCACCCGUUUACUGGAACGAUCCACCCUCACUGCUGCUACCAAUAAUACCUCUGCUGCCUCAGCCACUCGUCUGAAUCUUACUCCAAAUGUCAGUUUCACACGUACCAAAUCUGGAUCUGCUGCAUCUCGUUAUGCAUCGGAAAAGGAUUUCCCAACCUUGAAUUCAGGUACCAAAAAGGGAUCUGCCAAUGCCAAACCUACUGCCAACUCUGCCACCACUACUGCCAACUCCAAGAAGAGCUCUGGUUCUAACAAGAAAACUUCCAAGAAGUCUUCUUCUAAAGCCAAAGUCCCCUCUGAUGCUGCUGAAGCCAAGAAAUGGGCUUUACGUCUAUUUUCUACACUACGGCCCAACUGA
This is a messenger RNA of Mucor velutinosus, 636 nucleotides long. RefSeq lists its product as uncharacterized. The transcript has a single exon. The record is from RefSeq and is a predicted model, not a curated record. Bases 1 to 636 code for a protein of 211 amino acids. NCBI's taxonomy places the organism in Eukaryota, Fungi, Mucoromycota, Mucoromycetes, Mucorales, Mucoraceae.